CAAAAUUGUCAUAUUUUUUUCUGCUGAGAUUUUGUUCCCCUAUCGGUGUUUAUUUUUUUUAUAGAUUUUGUUCCCCUAGUGUUUACAAAACAUAAACUUCAAUUCAGGAUUGCAUCACAGAAAAUAUUACUGGAAAAUUUCUCGCCUGAUCCUCAUAACUCCUCAUCCUCAUAACAAAAAAUCUGUUCUCGACAUGACGCAGCCUCCAACGCGGAAUUUAAUUAAAAAUAUUUUCAAACAUUUUAUAAACUCGUUCAAACCACGUCAGCUGAAAGGAAAUUAUAUGGGUGAGGAUUACUUCGGCAACAAGUACUACGAAAUACCGGCUAAUCCGGCAAUCGGGCAACGCCGGAACCAACGGUGGUUCGAACCUACCGAAAAAGAAGCGUACGGACAGGAAGUGACCGCCGAAUGGGAAGCAUGGCUCCGCGGAAGAAGGAAAGAACCACCCACACGGGAAGAGCUUAUGCGCAAUCUUGCGAUCAUGAAGAUGAAGGAACGCAACUAUGCCGCGCUGGAGAGUAAAAAUGUGAAGGCUAAAGACGCAGCGGAGUUGGAGAAGAAAACUACCGGAAUGGGUUCGUUCCCGCAAUAUGAGGAGUACGAGGUAAUGCCCGGAAAAGGGAAAGGAGAAAAAUAAGAUAGUAUGAGAAUAAUACGCAUCGGAGUAUUGAUUUUAAAAAUAAUGCUUUAUUCGUUCCCUCGAGCUUUGAGAGAACCGUAAUAGUUUAUGUACAUCUAUAUUAGUCAUAAUUAAAUUGUUAUUCUUCGAAAAUCAUAAUCUUUUUCAUCUUAACAAGUGAGUUUAGUCAUAGCUGUAGAUUGUGUAUAUGUGUGUUGUAUCCAUGCAUCUGGGACAAGUAGUAAAUAGUAAAAUAGA
Molecule: messenger RNA, 880 nt
Organism: Toxorhynchites rutilus septentrionalis
Lineage: Eukaryota; Metazoa; Arthropoda; Insecta; Diptera; Culicidae
Product: NADH dehydrogenase [ubiquinone] 1 alpha subcomplex assembly factor 2
Exons: 2
Coding region: 194-640 (148 amino acids)
Biological process (GO): mitochondrial respiratory chain complex I assembly
Cellular component (GO): membrane
Source: RefSeq, a predicted model, not a curated record